CUGCCGCGGAACGUUUUGAGGCCAUAAUAGAGUAGCAACUCACCCGACUUCUUUCUCCAACCGACCAGGCUUCUGCAGAUGCUUUACCUGCCUUGCACUCUGCAGAUCAUUACACAUGCACUUCUCAAUCUACUAUCCCUGUCACUCUAUCUUACAAAAGUUUGCCAACACUUUUGAGCUCCAUGAGACAAGGUAUCAGUCACAAACAUAUGUUACGGUGGCCGAUUUCUUGAGACGCAUCAAUCGUUUGGUGCCAAUCCUGGAGAGGAGCAUCUUCUCUUUACACCCUGCUUCUCAUAUUCUCUCCCAGCUUGCACCUGAAGUUUCACACAUCUUCUCCUGCACUGCACUUCUUGGCUUAUAAACCGGCAGCUCCGGCCCACAAGCAGCCGAUCGCAGGAAUCUCAUUCCCCCACCUGCGCCAAGCAAGCUCAUGAGAGCAGCCUGUCAAGGUGGCAAUGGAGGGACCAAGAGCGGUGGCGAUGGUGGCGGUGAUCGUCCUGGUGGCGUGUUGUGGUGCUCAGCUGGCUGUCGCCGGAGGUGACCAGGGCCAGCCGGCGGCGGGAGGGCCGGAGGCGAGUCUGCUGUGCAUCAGCGAGUGCGGGACGUGCCCCACGGUGUGCACGUCGCCGCCGCCAGCUCCUCCCUCGCCGUCAUCAUCAUCAUCUACACCGUCGCCUCCCUCGCCGUCAUCGUCAUCAUCAACACCGUCGCCUCCCUCGCCAUCGACGUCGAUCCUCCCGCUGCCCACGCCCCCGCCGCCGUAUCUGACUCUGCUGCUCCCGCCGCCCCCGUCGUCAUCGUCGACGGAGCUGCCCCCGUCCACGCCGUCGCCGACUCCACCGAAGAGCAGCGGCGGGUCGUCAUCGUCUUCGUCUUCCUCGGCUCCGUCCUCGCACUUCUCGUCGCCGCCGUCCCCGCCGUCGUCCUCGGCGAACCCGUACUACUACUUCUACCUCUCCGGGGGCAGCAGGAGCCGCGGCGCGUCGAGCGUCUACGCCGUCGUCAUCCUCGCGCUGCUCCUGCCCGCCGUCACCUUUUGGAGGUGAGAUGAGGUGUUGGACGUUGUCGUUGCGUCGCCGUGUGCCCAUUCUGGUGAACUCCUCGUGUGUUUAUAGUACUACAAGUACUGUCACUUCUUUUCCCUUCCCGGCCCCCGUCAGAUUCAGAAGCUAGCAGCACUUCCACUGUCUAGUAGUAAUUCGUUUUUGUUGUUGUAACCCUGUCUAGUAAUUCGUCCCUUGUGUAAUGUUACUGCUGAUUAUUAACUAUUACAAGUGCACA
This is a messenger RNA of Triticum aestivum (bread wheat), 1284 nucleotides long. Its product is annotated as vegetative cell wall protein gp1. The transcript has a single exon. The record is from RefSeq and is a predicted model, not a curated record. The coding region runs from base 459 to 1049 and encodes 196 amino acids. NCBI's taxonomy places the organism in Eukaryota, Viridiplantae, Streptophyta, Magnoliopsida, Poales, Poaceae.